AUGGAAGGCCUUCCGAAGCUUCCUGGGUACGAUUUCGCUAACCGUCUUCGCCAGAAACAUCACGUUCCACAAUCCUUCAAGUACAUCAACGGUUAUCCGAUACACGACAAGCCCAUCUGUGGUUUUGGUGGAGAGCAGCUGAACGAAGAUUCGAUUUACUUUUGCACCGAUGAAACCGAUACAGUGUUGUACGAUCCAAUCUUGACGUACGGCCGAGUGCGUAGCCUUCCGGUGAAACCAUACAGACCGCACUUUGUUCUCUACGAUCAAAAGACACUGAAAUUCAAUGCAUUUUUCCGGCAAGCCGUCCCAGAAUCUCCGCAGGAGAAUUUUCGCAUUCGAUACGUCAACAUCCUGUACUUCCUGGAGGACGACACGAUGACGGUGCUGGAACCGAUCAUCGAGAACUGUGGCUACCCGCAGGGACGUUUGGUUCGACGUGGCAAGAUAAUCAAAAACUGUCUCGGAGAAACGUACAGCUGGAAAGACCUGAACAUAGGAAUCGAUCUGGAGAUCCAUGGGUACGUUUUUCAUCUGACAAACUGUGACGCGUUUACGAAGGAAUUUCUGCUAAGCAACGGAAUCGAACUGAACCAGAUGGAGUUUCCCCCGCCGGACCCUGCCAUGAACGAAAGGUCGAUUAGUGCUCGUCAAAGUUUUAAACAUCAUAAAAUGUACCAAGUGCCGCAGGAUACCUUGCGAAAGUAUCUUGAGUAUCAAGGGAAAGUUUUGCACUUUGAUUGCCUAUUGGAUGAACCGAACCAACCCGGGGGCGAGAAAAUGACCUACAAAUUCUUUUACUACCUUGAAGACGACACCGUUUCCAUUAAAGAGCUCAAAGAAAACCAGGAGGGCCGAGAUUACUUCCCAAUGAUGCUUCGGAAGCAAAAACUACCAAAAAACUGGAAGGAAAAACCAGCAACCUACCCGUCCAUUUGCUUGGAACAAACGGAUAACGAGGUGUUCGAAUAUUACUCCCCGAAAGAUUUGCUCGUCGGCGGUACUGUUUUCGUUUAUGGUCGAAAAUUUCUCUUGCUUGAUUGUGACCGAUUCACACGCACCUACUACGAAAGAGUACUGAAAAUCAUUCAACCGGAAGCAGUUCGCUUAGAGCACCCUCAAGCUCGCACCCCUCGAAAGGAGCUUCCGACUUACUUGGGCCUUGGAACGCCGGAGGAUUCGAUCGCUUCCUAUCACUGUCUAACGCCGAAGAGCCCUCGUAAAGACGUUGUCACUUACUUGGUCAAUAUGAACAAAUUUCUGCGAUAUGGCUGUGUCCUAGACACAGCCCAUCCGGAAGACUCGAUCCGCCGGUUCGUACUAAGCGUAUCGCUGGCAGAUGGGACCAUUUCCAUAAUGGAAUCGACAAUUCGCAAUUCAGGUAUCCGGGGCGGUCGUUUUCUUGCCCCAACUAAGGUGUGGAAACCCAACUGUGACCCCAAUGAUCCCGAUUAUUACACAGCAAAGGAUUUCUACAUUGGCGCAACAAUCAUCGUGUAUUCACAUCGAUUCAAGAUUACCACGGCAGAUCUGUACGUAUACCGGUAUAUGCAAGCCCACCCGGAAAUGUUUUCGUCCACAGCAAUCGAGACAGUGCAGUACUAUUUGCUAGAGGCGGGACAUUUAAAGGACGAUCUACUCAAGGCAACGGAAGAAGAUUGCCAACAAUUUGGGCCGCCCACAACACCAGCACAAGACAAUGACGAUUGCGGAACGGGUGAAGUAGAAAAACGUUUACAAAAUUUUGAUUUGAAAGACAGAGCAGAGGAGCAAAAAUUAGUAAUCCUUCCCGCUCAAACAGAACAACACGAUUGCCCUUCGCCGAUUAUUCCUGAUGAGGAGAUUAAGAAAAUGUACCAUUCCAAUGAAAGCCCCGAUCUGGCACUGCAGGGUCAAGUAGAAGGUGACGAAGUCAUUAAAGUAGGAAAAUCGGUACGAUUUGAGGAGAACUGCUAG
This is a messenger RNA of Sabethes cyaneus, 1956 nucleotides long. Its product is annotated as EF-hand domain-containing protein 1-like. Gene Ontology annotation, biological process: cilium-dependent cell motility; mitotic cytokinesis; mitotic spindle organization. Gene Ontology annotation, molecular function: alpha-tubulin binding. Bases 1 to 1956 code for a protein of 651 amino acids. The record is from RefSeq and is a predicted model, not a curated record. Lineage: Eukaryota; Metazoa; Arthropoda; Insecta; Diptera; Culicidae. The transcript is spliced from 3 exons. Gene Ontology annotation, cellular component: mitotic spindle; axoneme.